UACCUCAAGUAGUUGAACAACUUAAAUAGAGGGGUCUUAAGUGGGCUAAGUUCGGUUUUUAUCAUACGGGUCGGACGAAUGCUUCGAAUGACUUUGAAAUUUAUUGAUAUUGGGGCAAAUCUAACGGAUCCCAUGUUUCAGGGCUGCUACGGUGGCUCCCAAAAGCAUGUGGCCGACUUGGACAUUGUUUUGAAACGUGCGUGGCAGCAGGGUCUGCAAAAGAUCAUCAUUACUGCCGGCUGCCUGAAAGAUGUGGACGAGGCUCUGGAACUGACCGCAAAAGAUGAGCGCCUCUACACCACAGUUGGUACGCAUCCGACGCGCUGUGAUGAAUUCCUGCCGGACCCGGAGGGCUACUACGACCAGCUCCGCUCAAAGAUUGAGUCAAAUCCGAGUAAGGUGCUUGCCAUUGGGGAAUGCGGCCUGGACUACGAUCGCCUGAAAUUCUGUGGCCAGGAGACGCAGCGGUUGUACUUUGAGAAACAGCUGAGCUUGGCGGCCGAGUUCAGGCUGCCGCUCUUCCUGCACAUGCGAAAUGCUCACUCGGACUUCAUGGCAAUCUUGGGACGGAAUCGAGACAAACUCAAGGAGUGUGGAGGCGGAGUCGUUCAUAGCUUUACAGGCACUCUGGAGGAGGCACAAAGCAUUCUGGCAUUCGGUGGCCUCUACAUUGGGGUCAAUGGCUGCUCCCUGAAGACUGAGGAAAACGCCGAAGUGGUUCGGCAGCUGCCAAAUGAUCGCAUAAUGCUGGAAACAGACUGUCCCUGGUGUGGAAUACGGUCAUCGCAUGCGGGCCAUAAGCACGUGAGCACAAAGUUUCCCACCGUCAAGAAGAAGGAGAAAUGGACAGCCGAAUCUCUGAUAGACGGACGCUGUGAGCCCUGCCAGAUCAGCCAAGUUCUCGAGGCCAUUGCGGGCAUUAAGCAGGAGCCCAAGGAGAAGCUGGCCGAGAUCUACUAUCAAAACACUUUGGAUGUGUUCUUCAGCAGAACAGGGAAAACCAGAACCGAAUAAAACCAAUUGCCGUUACAUUCAAUGCGUUUACAUAUAUUUUAUUAUUGUUUGUCAUGUCUAGAUGCAAAUGAAUUGAAAAAUACGCUUUACAACUUGGAUUUGGGUUUUACUCUUAAUGCUUUUGUUAAUUUUCAGUUGAUACAGGGAAAACACGUUACUUGUAAGAUUCACAUUUAGAAUUGUAAAUAAUUGUUGCUCAUUGCUAUGUUAAUUAACUGUGGUGAUUAUGCAUUUAUAUGUGGUGUAUAUGUAUAUGUAUGUAGAAUCGAUCGCCAAAAAAUAUAUAUGCACGUACUCGUA
Messenger RNA from Drosophila miranda, 1314 nucleotides. RefSeq names its product putative deoxyribonuclease TATDN1. NCBI's taxonomy places the organism in Eukaryota, Metazoa, Arthropoda, Insecta, Diptera, Drosophilidae. The transcript is spliced from 4 exons. The coding region runs from base 79 to 1014 and encodes 311 amino acids. Gene Ontology annotation, molecular function: 3'-5'-DNA exonuclease activity. Gene Ontology annotation, cellular component: cytosol. The record is from RefSeq and is a predicted model, not a curated record.